Molecule: messenger RNA, 975 nt
Organism: Cladocopium goreaui
Lineage: Eukaryota; Dinophyceae; Suessiales; Symbiodiniaceae
Source: the annotation of a GenBank genome assembly
AUGCUGAUUUGGACGAAGACAUUGCCCAUCUUAGAGGAGUACCAGAUGCUGGAAUUCUUCGCUGGGAAGGCCCAACUCUCAACUUGCAUGAGAGCCUCUGGCUAUCGCACUGCAAGCUUCGACAUUCUAUAUGAGGAUGGGCGAACGGAUUCCCACAAUAGCAACUUUAUGGAUAUCAACUCACCCUCUGGCUUUGCGUUGUGCAUCCACGCCCUGAUCUCGACGACUGAAAAGUUUCUGGCCUCUUUUGCGCUGAAAUGCUCCAGCUGGUCGGCAAUUAACCAGGGUACUUCACGGAGGGCCCCAUGUGCUAGUUUGGGAUUGGCUGGCUGCCCAAGUGUUGAUUCUGCAAAUACAAUGGCAAGCCGGACAUGCCUGUUGCUGCUACUUGUUACAGCUCUUGGGGGUGCAUGGUUGCUAGAGCAGCCCGAAAACUCGGUCCUGGAGUUCUUCCCUCCAUUCCAAACCCUGCUGAAAAUGAUGUUCGAAACAUGCAAUGCAACAGCAGCAUUUCGUGUGAAGUGGUACAUGCAGAUGUACGGAGGCUUGACCAUGAAGCCCCACUACGCAUGGGCGAACUCAGCUUCGGUCCGGCAACUAGAAACUCCGGCUCCCAAACGGAAACGUCAGGAUGACGAUCAGCCCAAAGUCAAAACAUGUGAGCAAUACGUGAACAAGGAUGGUAAGACCUGCUACCAUGGUAACAAAAACCUGCGAAGGACUGAGGAGUAUCCUGUGAGAUUUGGCUUCAAGCUGGUCGACAUGUACCCUGAAAUGACAAGCAGCCCCAUGGGAAGAGCGCCUUUUCCCAAUGAGAGUGAGGUGCCCCCGGCGUUGACCUCGUUCUUACUCAUGGAGGACACUGCAGGUUACUUAGAAUUUUCUAGGAUUGACGAAGUCUUCAAUUAUUUAAGGCGGGGCAAACAUCUUUUGAUUCCGGCCCAUUGGCGGGAGCACGUGCCAAAACCCAUGUAA